CCGUGCUCCCCCCACGUGUCCGCUGGAGUUUCUCCGCUGGCAACAUGGCCGCUGCCUGAGCAGAGAACCGGGCCGCCGCCGCCUCUGCAGCCCGCGGGGACCUGGGCCGUUGCCGCCGCCCGCCCGCGGCCGCCGCGGAGAGAUCGAGUCUGAGGACCUGGUGGCUGGCUCCCCUAGUAUGGCCAAUGAAGAGGAUGACCCAGUCGUACAGGAGAUCGAUGUGUACUUGGCCAAAAGUCUGGCGGAGAAGCUCUACCUGUUCCAGUACCCUGUGCGUCCAGCCUCGAUGACCUACGAAGACAUUCCGCACCUCGCAGCCAGGAUCAAGCCCAAGCAGCAGAAGGUAGAGCUUGAAAUGGCCAUUGACACCCUGAACCCCAACUACUGCCGCAGCAAAGGGGAGCAGAUCGCGCUGAAUGUGGAUGGCGCCUGUGCAGACGAGACCAGCACGUACUCCACGAAGCUGAUGGACAAGCAGACGUUCUCCUCCUCCCAGACCACCAGCAACACGUCCCGUUACGCCGCGGCGCUCUACAGGCAAGGUGAGCUCCACCUGACGCCUUUACACGGCAUCCUGCAGCUGCGGCCCAGCUUCUGCUACCUGGAUAAAGCAGACGCCAAGCACCGGGAGAGGGAGGCCGCCAAUGAGGCAGGAGACUCUUCGCAGGAUGAGGCGGAAGAGGACGUGAAGCAGGUCACGGUACGCUUCUCCCGGCCCGAGUCGGAGCAGGCCCGCCAGCGCCGCGUGCAGUCCUACGAGUUCCUGCAGAAGAAGCAGGCGGAGGAGCCCUGGGUGCAUCUGCACUACUGCGGCCUGCGGGACAGCCGCUCUGAGCAUGAGCGCCAGUACCUGCUGUGCCAGCCCAGUGGGGCGGAGAACACGGAGCUCGUCAAGUCACCCAGUGAGUACCUCGCGAUGCUGAUGCCCCCCAGCCCAGAGGAGGAGAAGGACAAGCCCGUGGCCCCCAGCAACGUUCUAUCCAUGGCCCAGCUGCGCACCCUGCCCCUGGCAGACCAGAUCCGGAUCCUGAUGAAGAAUGUGAAGGUCAUGCCUUUUGCCAACUUGAUGAGCCUCCUCGGCCCCUCUAUCGACUCUGUGGCUGUUCUGCGUGGCGUCCAGAAGGUGGCGAUGUUAGUCCAAGGGAACUGGGUGGUGAAGAGUGACAUCCUGUACCCCAAGGACUCCUCCAGCCCUCACAGCGGUGUGCCCGCCGAGGUGCUCUGCAGGGGCCGAGACUUUGUUGUAAGUGCCCAGGCCUCCUGGCCUCCUGGGUGGGGGAAGAUCAACAAGGGCUGGGAGUUCCUGAUGCCCUGCGACGGCGAGUUCAUCAGGAAGCACCCGGACGUGGUCCAGCGGCAGCACAUGCUGUGGACAGGCAUCCAGGCCAAAUUAGAGAAAGUCUAUAACCUUGUGAAGGAAACCUUGCCAAAGAAGCCGGAGGGACAGUCAGGGCCUGCCGGGCUGGUGUCUGGGGACCAGCGGGUCCAAGUGGCCAAGAGCAGAGCCCAGCAGAACCACACGCUGCUGGAACGGGAGCUGCAGCGGAGGAAGGAGCAGGUCCGGGCGUCCGCGGUCCUGCCCAGCGUCCGGGUCAAGGAGGAGCCCCUGAGUGAGGAGGGAGAGGAGGACGAGGCCAUGGACACCUCGCCCAGCGGGGGCCUCCACAGCAGGCUGGCCAAUGGGCUGCCCGCCGGGCGGCCCGCAGGCGGGGACAGCUUCAACGGGCACCCGCCCCCCGGCUGCGCCAGCACCCCGGUGGCCCGGGAGCUGAGGGCCUUCGUGGAGGCCACCUUCCAGAGACAGUUUGUGCUCACGCUGAGCGAGCUGAAGCGCCUCUUCAACCUGCACCUGGCCAGCCUGCCCCCCGGCCACACGCUCUUCAGCGGCAUCUCGGACCGCAUGCUGCAGGACACCGUGCUGGCUGCCGGCUGCAAGCAGAUCCUCGUGCCUUUUCCCCCACAGACGGCGGCUUGCCCGGAGGAGCAGAAGGUGUUCGCCCUCUGGGAGUCUGGGGACACGAGUGAUCAGCACCGACAGGUUUUGCUCGAAAUUUUCUCCAAAAAUUACCGUGUUCGCCGGAACAUGAUCCAGUCUCGCUUGACUCAAGAGUGUGGAGAAGAUCUGAGUAAACAGGAGGUGGAUAAAGUGCUAAAGGACUGCUGUGUAAGCUAUGGUGGCAUGUGGUACCUUAAAGGGACAGUACAGUCUUGACAAUAGUCCAAACCUGUAACCCAACGACUCUAAGCCCAAGGAAGGCCAGUGGAGGCGGAAGGAGCGUCUCAGCUGCCUCAAAAGACACGGAGCAAGAGCGACUGCCCACCUCGUGGCCUGUGGCGUCACUAUCCCGGGGACAGGGGACCACAGCCAGCCAGCCCGUGCAGGCGCCGCUUAAGUCGCAUCGCUCCCUGAAGAGACCAGCGGGGCCUCUGCAGUCCAGUUUGAGAUUCCUGAUGUAUUUUGCUUAUUACCUGGUUUCAUUCUCAUAAUAGAGUGUAUAUUGACAUGGGCAGGAUGAUGAAAAUCACGGUUUAAUAGUUCACUUUUCAAACUUAAUGCCAACAAGGUCUAAGUUGUGUUUACAAGAUGAAGAAAACCUCAAGGUUUUUAAUAUUUAAAAUGCCUAGAAGCCAAUAUUUAGUCUUUGAUCAUCUAGCUGCUAAGACUUCUGCCAACUUCAUUAAACAAACCAAAUUGAAUUGUUUUACUGUCGGGUUUCUGUGGCCACUUUACUUUUUAGAACAACCUACUUUAUGUAGCAGUCUCAACUGUUUACAUGAACCAUAGCAAAAAAAUCAGUCAAAUCCAUCUAUUCUUAAUGUUUGCAUAAGGAUGCAAACAGAACCAGGUAAGUAUGGAACAAUGUAUAAGUGAGGUUAUCACACUUUGAUGUAAAGAAUUUCUAUUUUGUGUAUUUUUAAAAUAAAUGCGAACACUAACCUGC
Messenger RNA from Hipposideros armiger (great roundleaf bat), 2942 nucleotides. RefSeq names its product RNA polymerase III subunit E (gene POLR3E). Lineage: Eukaryota; Metazoa; Chordata; Mammalia; Chiroptera; Hipposideridae. The record is from RefSeq and is a predicted model, not a curated record. Gene Ontology annotation, cellular component: RNA polymerase III complex; nucleus. Gene Ontology annotation, biological process: tRNA transcription by RNA polymerase III. Bases 179 to 2212 code for a protein of 677 amino acids. The transcript has 20 exons.